Molecule: messenger RNA, 2425 nt
Organism: Rotaria sp. Silwood1
Lineage: Eukaryota; Metazoa; Rotifera; Eurotatoria; Philodinida; Philodinidae
Source: the annotation of a GenBank genome assembly
AUGUUGAUCAAUGAUCUUAUCGUACAUUUGAUUGUUUGCAUUCUUAUACGACUUGAUCAUGAUGAAGAACAAGAACCAAUUUUACAUAUAUAUGGUGAAAACAUAGCAGAAACAAUUACUUUUGAAGAAUUGAAGAAACAAGAAGUAACAAGUGAUCAGUUACUUGAAUGGUUUGCACCUAUCGAUGUUGCAGAAAAGUAUGAAAUGAAUGGAAAUAGUAGAACGAAUGUGUUUUAUAAUUGUUCAUCGUCUUGGUUUGGUUCAAUGUGUCAAUAUAAAUUUGUCUACAACUUAUCUCUAUCAUUCAAUGAUAUUAUUGAUAUUACUCUGAGCAAUGAGAAGAGCAUUAGAUAUAAUUUUACCAGUGGAACAUGUUAUCGAUUUUUAACUGAUUAUGAACAAUGGUGUGAUCAAUUAGAACUUACUAAAUGUAAUGAUAAUGAAUAUCGAUGUCAUUAUGGUGGUCAAUGUAUUCCAUUAACAUUUGCUAGAGAUAGCAGAUUUAGUAUUGAUUGUCUUGAUGGUAGUGAUGAACAAGAUUAUUUUAUGGCUGAAACUCCGUCGAUAAACGCACCUUGUUCACUUGUCACGACAUUUCGAUGUCAAGAACGCAUUAGCCGAUAUCCACGAUUAUUUCAAUGCGGUGAUGGACAAUAUUUGAUCAAUCUUAAUAUUCCAACUUAUAAUUCUUAUUGUCGGAAUAAAAAAGACAAAGAAUUAUCUCGAGCUGUGCUUACUUCAAUGGAUCAUAUUUCGAACAUUAGUUGUCGAAAAGCUUUCUAUUGUGCACUUCAUUUCAAUCGAACAAUUAGUUUAAGUAAGGAAUUUUUUCCACUGUUCAAUAUCUCGAGUUUCUAAUGUUAUGAAUGGAUUUCUAUACUUUGAUAUCAUUAAAGGACUAGUCCGAAAAUCAGCGCUAAUUGGCUUACUUUCAAGCUUCGACUGAAACCCAUAUGGUCCUAAUGGACAUAUGACGAAGAGUUAUUAGACACUCUUUUCAAGCUAAAUCAAUUGUCUUUGAGGAUCAUUUGAAGGCUUCUCAAAAAUGAUGCCGAGAUCCUACAUAGAAACAUUGCAAUACAGAUAGUAUUUUGUCGAUAUUGUAUUACAGCCCUGAUAAAUUGAGUUCAGUCUUUCAUCAUCGGAAAGAGCUUAUCAUAUUGCAUAGGACGCUGUAAGAAUCUAUAAUUGACUUCCUUCUAUUGGAUCGUCACAAGAUUACUUUUCAUGGUUCAUACAUGAGCUUGGCAGUAAUAAUGGAGACUUUAAUAAGUCUCGUACAAAAAAGUCAAUUUAAAACAGUUUGAAAUCGAUACUAUCCAAUAGUUUUUUCUAAGCUCUACAAAAUUGGUACUAUUGUAUUAAACUUCACUGCUUGGUAAGCUACUUCAUAUAUGCAUAGAAUGCUUAUGUGUAUCGCAACAUCACAUAUUUUUGACUCAUAUAGAGUAAACUUUAGCUACAAUAUUGAGUUUUUCGAUCCGACAAAUAUCAUAUUUGGAAUCAGCCUAAUAAAUUAAGUCGAUCUACACAUAUUCUCUUAUUUUUCAAGAGUUUCCUGUUUACUGGGAAAAUUCAGAAGAAACCCUGGCGCUCAUAGAUACGUUAAAAUAUUGUUUUCGUAAAAAAAUCAGUUUAACUGUGAAAAAUUGACUCUAAACUCUUCAAAAGCUGAAAAGGUUCGAAAAAAAAUAUGGAUGAAUAGUGAAAAUGGAGCUUGCGUGCACUUCGGUUAUUUAAAUAAAUGUCAGUGAUAAUAUACAUGAAAUGUUCAACAAAAAAAAGUCUACAAAAACAUCUGAAAUAUACAUAUGUCAACUUAGUUUUUGAUGCUGACUACAAAUCUUUCGUAGAUUUUUCACUUAAAUCAUUAUUUUUCAAACCACAAUGUGCUUUAUAACAGUCAAAAAGUUAUCAAGUCACGUAUCGAAAAUAUUUUGCUUGAGAUUUUAGAAGCAACGAGUUUUUUCUGAAUUUGGAAAAUUCAUGGCUUCAUAGCUUUUGAAAAAUUGAUACAUACAGAUUCACUUCAACAAAAGUUCUAGGAUGUUUAUUGGUCGAUAAGCCAAUGGGAGAAAUGAAAUUUUCUGCUAACAUACUAUUCAUCACGAAUGAAAUGGCAAAUAAAUGACACUAAUAUACGUCUUGAAUAGACUAAUUCUUUAUUAUGACUGAUAGAGGUGGGUGUGGGUGUGUGAGUGUGUGGGUGUGGGUGAGUAUGUGGGUGUGAGUGUGGGUGAGGGUGUGGGUGUGGGUGGUGUGUGGUGUGGCUGUGGCUGUGGCGGUGGCUGUGGCUGUGGCUGUGGGUGUAGGUGUGGGUGUGGAUAAAGAGUAGACACACCCACACCCACACCCACCCACUCACACCCACCCACACCUUUAUUAUGAAAUUGACUUUUAUGCUGGCAAAAGACAUUGUAUUUUA